This is a messenger RNA of Rhinocladiella mackenziei CBS 650.93, 750 nucleotides long. RefSeq lists its product as uncharacterized. NCBI's taxonomy places the organism in Eukaryota, Fungi, Ascomycota, Eurotiomycetes, Chaetothyriales, Herpotrichiellaceae. The record is from RefSeq and is a predicted model, not a curated record. The transcript has a single exon. The coding region runs from base 1 to 750 and encodes 249 amino acids.
AUGAAUCGCAAACAACGACGCGCCAAAGCCUCAUCGAAUCAACCCACCAGCCAGACCGCAGACGACAUCCCCCUCGCCAGACCCGACACGACAUCGCCCUCCCGCAAGACUAAGGCCAAAACAUUGCUCGAAAUCGCCGCGGAGCGUCAAGCACAACUCAAUCCCAACAGAUCAGUAAACAAAACCAUCUCAAAGCCCGAGAAUAUCGUGCAGCUCAAAAUUGGAGAGGACGGCCAGAUCAUCAACGACCCGGCUUCCGCCUCAUCAUCACUACUGAACCCUGAUUCAGAAAAUGGGUCCGAACCAGAAACACCCUGGCUCGACACUUUACUGCUCGCCUCCACUCUCUCAGCCGUCCAUUUCACGCUCGAGGUGUUGACCGUCCACCAAUACGCUCAGGAACUCCACUUCCCCCCCAUCAUCGCACAUACAACCUUCGUAGCCUUUCCGACGCUGACGGUCGUGAUCGCGCUGUUCCAUGGCGUCUUAUUGCCCAUUUCGCUGCCUCAGGCUGUACGGCUCUGGGUCCUUGCGCUGCGCCAGGUCGUUUACGUGCUCACGGCGAACAUUGCCGGUUGUUAUUUAAUCCAACUUACGAAUGAUAAGGGGUACUAUGCGGUCAUGAAGAAUGCGCCCGGGAUAGGCACGAUUUGGGUCUGGGCGGUGUUGGAAUUGGGGUUGACGGGCGCGUUAGCCGGUGUGGUUGGGCCGGGGAUCUUUGCUUGGUGGUUUGGAUAUGGCAUUUGGUGA